This is a messenger RNA of Ceutorhynchus assimilis (cabbage seed weevil), 7105 nucleotides long. NCBI's taxonomy places the organism in Eukaryota, Metazoa, Arthropoda, Insecta, Coleoptera, Curculionidae. The record is from the annotation of a GenBank genome assembly.
GCAAAACCCCUGAGAAAAGAAGUGAAAAUGUUCGUCUAAUAAUGGCUUCUUGCUGAUCAGCUAAAUAAGGCGGUGGGCGGUCGAGAAAAUUGUAUUUUCCGCACGAUAAUAAUCAGUCCCGAACCCGUACAGUCGAAUCUUGUUGUAGUGUACAAAAAUUCGGGUUUAGUGUCGCGCCUUGUGCCGUUAAAGACCCACACACACACAUAAAGAAUGGAACCAGCUUCAAAACAGAACUUUUAUUGAGAAAUUUGUUUAUGGGUUCUAACUGAUCAAUCCGACAACAUGGCACGUAAAGGCGACACGGUCCGCACCAUCAACAUCGCCAUCGUGGGCCUAUCAGGCGUCGAAAAGGACAAAGGCCACGCAGGUAUAGGCAAAUCAUGUCUUUGCAACCGUUUCAUCCGACCUCAUGCCGAAGACUACAACAUCGACCACAUUUCAGUGCUGAGCCAGUCCGAUUUUAGCGGUCGCGUAGUUAACAACGAUCACUUUUUGUAUUGGGGCGAAGCCAUCAAAUCCUUAGACGAUGGUACCGAUUACCAGUUCGGUUUAAUUGAACAAACCGAAUUCAUAGAUGAUGCCUCGUUUCAGCCAUUUAAAGGUGGCAAAAUGGAACCUUACGUGAAACGUUGCACUGCAACAAAAAUUUCAUCUGCGGAAAAGUUGAUGUACAUUUGCAAGAACCAAUUGGGAAUCGAAAAAGAGUACGAACAAAAAGUGUUACCGGAUGGAAGGUUAAGCAUAGAUGGAUUUAUAUGCGUUUUUGAUGUCAGUGUAGUGCCGAGCAGAAGCAUCGAAAAGCAAAUUGAAUUUUGCGCUGCCAUUUUAAACAACAUUGUGAAAACUAAAAAACCUGUAGUGAUGAUUACUACAAAACACGACGAAGCCAAUGAUAUUUACGUCCGUGAAGCUCACAGGUUAGUUCAAAGGAGCGAGUACAAAGGCAACAUUCCCUUAGUAGAAACUUCAGCCCACGAAAACGUCAAUAUUGACUUGGGUUUUUUACUUUUGGCCCAAAUCAUUGACAAAACAAAACUAAGAAUUAAAAUACCUUCAUACAAUGAAGCCGCUUUAGCUAGAAAGGAAAUAAUGGAUGUUGCCAGUGAAGCUUUUAUGCGUCUAAUUAGAGUGCACGUGACAGAUUGUCACUCUUUGUGGUCGCAAACCCAAAAGAAACUCAACAAUCACAAAGAGUGGAUACAUUUUGUGCAACUAUUUGGCUUAGAUGGCACUCAGCGUCUAUUUAAACGUCACAUAAAGAAGCUCAAAGAUGAAAACAUGGCCAAACAAGUUGCUCGAUACAUGGAAAUGCUUCCGGAUGUCUUACAUGACCUGAUUCCAGGCUUUAACACUUUACAAGACACCGACUGGCAAAGCAUCCAACAAUACAUCAAAAAUCAUCCAAAUUUUUCGCAGUAUUUUUUCGAACGCCCCGAAGAUAUGCCUUGGUCCGAAUGCGUAGGCUCUGACACCGAUGAAGCCCGAAUUCCAUUUGACGUUUUAGAUACAAGUGAAGCUGAAACCGUUUUCAAAAACCACAUAAACGUGUUGCAACAAGAACAAAAACGCUUGGAGUAUAAAAAGCAAUUCAAACAACUCCUCGAAGAUACUGGUUAUGUGACACCUGGAAAACAUUUAAGUGAAGUAAGAGUCCUUUUCAUGGGACGUGAGUGUUUUGAAGCAUUAUCCGAACACGAUUGCCAACAAAUUUACGAUUCCCAUCAACGUGAGCUUAUUGAAAAUGCUAAGCACAACUUCCAAGAACUAUUAUUAGAACAUGCUGACUUGUUUUACCAUUUCAAAAGUAUUGCCCCUACUGGUACAAUCACUCAGGACGAUAUCAAAGAAAUCACUGACACUUUACAAGAGGAUUUCAGAUACAAAAUCCUAGACAGAUUAGAUCAGGACAGGAAAUUGACUCUAUUUCAACAUUUAGGGUUUAUACAUUAUCCAAUUAGAGAACAUUGUCCUGCCUUUCCUAAUUGUAUGGAUUCGUUGAUUGAAAGAAUUUUGGCCACCAAAGCUCACAGGCCUUCGUCCUGGAACCACAGCAAUCAAUGGCUAAUGAGCUCAGAAAACAACCAAUUGAAUUUGCUUAUUUUAGGCCUCAACACUUUGGCUGACAAUUUGGCAUCUAAAAUACGUGCCCAGUGUGAUGAUGAUGAAUACGAAAUCGAUUGUCAAUUCUACAGUUUAGAUUACAGGAUUAUUAGUGGAGAUGUUAGUUUGCCUCAUAAUUCGUUUAAAACUACUGAAUUUGUGCCGCAUGGAAGUUUUUGCGUUUAUUCAAAUCCCGAGUCUUUUGAGUAUAUCAGAGAGAGUUUGGAAAAGAAGCUGUUGUCUAAUUUGGAGCAGGAUGAUAAGUUGCCGUUUCAAGGCUUGCCGAUUGUUUUGAUGUACUUGCAAGAUCCUGCUACAGAUGAAAAGGACGUUUUGAGGCUUAAAGAGGAUGGGCAAAAUUUAGCUGACUCACUCCAAUGUCCUUUUAUGGAUAUUUGCCUGGAUCAAAUUAGUGAGGAGCAAUUAGUUUCAGAUGCUUUGCAUCAAUUAGUCCAAAGUAUCCAUCAUAGGGCUGGUUUUUUGAACAUCAACCAAUCAGUUAUUGAAUGUGUAGAGCCUGAUAUACGAGUAAUUAUGUGCAUGUUUUGCGGGGAUCCUUACUCGGUUGAAAAUGUUUUAUCCCCACUAUUGAAUCAUCAGUUUUGCUUCUUGUCAUCGCCCCACAGUGUCAUUUUGGAAACUUUCCUUGGAGAUUCCAAGAGGAAAGUUGAAGUGAUAGUUUCCUCUUUUCAUGGUGCCAAUGCAUUCCGCGAUGAGCUCGUCCACGGGUUUAUACUUGUUUAUUCCACUAAAAGAAAAGCCUCUUUGGCUACUUUAAACGCUUUUUCAAUGAACAUUCCCAAUUUACCGAUUCAAAUACUGGCUGUGACUGAUUCAGGUAGCGCUACUGCAUUCUUCAAUGACGACUUAAGUCAAAUGCUUAUAACUGAAGGCAAUUCAACAGCAGAUAGACUAGGAGCACAUUUUAUGACAUCUUCAGCUACGCUUCAACCGAAAACUGCAUUCUUUACACCUUUUUUCAAAGAAGUAUGGGAAAAGAAACCUGAGAUUGAACAAGCUUUUCACAUGGAAGAACCUUCUGGGUUGGAUAGUGGCGAGGGUACAUUGGAGAGGUCUAGAUCUGGCAGGCAUGGUCCAAUGCCGCCUCCCAGGAAUGAAAGCUAUUACUUAAAACUUGGUAAUGAAGGCAGCGAAAGUGAAAACUUCGACUUAAGCGGGCCCGAUGAUAAAUUGAGCUCCAGCGAUCACAGUGAUCGGUUCUCAAGCAUUUACAUGUACGGCAGUGAAGGUUCUAUGGGCAAAAAGCGUCACAACCAUUCGGGAUUGCAAGUGUAUCCGCCUCCCGCUACUCCACCAGAGCCUGCUCCUCCUGACAACAUUGGCUCUAGAUACUCCAAAAAAUCUCUAAUGUCGUCACAAACAAGCUUAGACGACAAUUAUGGAGAUCCUCCAAUGUCAAUACCAGGUAGUGCUUGGAACAACUAUCAACAGCACGCCUUUACCACUGGAAGAAGGCACGUUCCAAUGUCAAAAUCACGCGCUAAAUGUCUUUCGCAAACCUUAAAACAACCCGGAAAAUUAAACAUGAAAGAUUACUCGGCUGUUACUGAAGCAAUUGCUCGAAUGAAUAUGAACGAUGUUAAUUUCAGAAAUGCUCCUCUAGCCACUCCAGAGCCUGUUGAUUUAGGUUGCGAAUAUGCCCAGGUUAAAGACAUGGUUUAUCCUCCUGACUCCGAGUAUAUGUACACUAUAGUGCAAGACGCUCUUAGUGGUAAAACCAAGAUAAGACAACGCCGAGAAAAGGGGCAACCUAGCUACUCCGACUCCGAUAGCGAGUGGUCAAGCUUGGAACGACGCCAAAGGGCCAGUGAGGUUUACUCGAAAGUUAACCGUAAAGGUGGCACCCAUAAGCGCCAACGCAAGAAACGCACUGCUAUACCAGUUCAACCUCCGAGGGUACCACAAUUAGGUGCAUUUACCAUGCCCUCAAUGCAUUCGCCUUCAGUAGAAGGCGAAGAUAAAGCCACCGAGUCAAACUCUGACUCUUCUGAAGCGAGUGAAACAGAACAAUUUCCUCCUGCUGCCAACAUUCAAGAUAUCCGAAUGAAAUUUGCUCAGAAACGUAGCCAGAGUUUAAAGAAACGCAUUCCAGAUUUGCCAAACACCCACCAUAAUUUUAAUAUGUUGAAUUCUUUGGACUUAUAUACGGGUCAAGCGAAUUCUUAUUUGAUGCACGACGAAGAAUCUAGUUUGGAUGUUUCGUCACCUAGGGAUAAUAAUUCGCCAAUGUUUGGGGUGUUUCCUAGAAUGAAGGAUUCGAGUGAUAUUGAGAAGCUAUUGAGGAAACGUGAAAAGCAAAAGGCCAAGGACGAUUCUAAGUUGGAAAAAAGGAGAUUAAAAGAAGAAAAGUUGCGUAAAGUUGCCGAAGAAAAGGACCGUAAGAGGCAGCAAAAGACUAAUAAAAAAGCCGGAGGUGUUUUGCCUAGUGGAGCUACUUCAAAACUCACCGACUAUAUUCAGUCUGAUAAAAAUUACAUUCCUAUAUUUAUGGAGAAGUGUGUCAAGUUUAUUGAAGCUGAAGGUUUGGAUUCUGAAGGCAUUUACAGAGUUCCAGGUAAUAGAGCUCACGUUGACUUGCUGUUUUUGAAGUUUGAAGAAGAGCCUAAUGUUGAUAUACACGAGCUAGACAUUCCAGUUAAUGCUGUUGCAACAGCUUUGAAAGAUUUUGUUUCCAAACGUUUGCCGCCGUUAUUUGAUGAAAAUGUGCUUGGGGAAAUGGAAGAAAUUGCUGGAACUCGUAUGAAGCCCAUGGUGACAACUACGGGUAAUAUGGAAGUGAAAGCUGACAGAAGUUGUCGGUUGUUAGCUUUAAGACAAAUGCUUGACAAAUUACCGCCGAUUAAUUUCGCUAUUCUAAAGUUCAUGUUUCAACAUUUCGUUAAAAUCACUGAAAAUUCUAAAUUGAACAACAUGGAUUCGAAAAAUAUGGCAAUUUGUUGGUGGCCUACUCUAUUACCCAUAGAGUUUAGCGAUAUGGGACGUUUUGAACAAAUGCGUCCCUAUUUGGAAGAUAUCGUUCAAACUAUGAUCGAUCAGUAUCCGUUCUUGUUUUGCGGCAAAGAAGCUUUUGUAAUGGUCUAAAGUUGUAAUAAUUAUUAGGACUGAAACAAAUUUUGACAACGCACAACUUGUCUAUAUAUACGGUGUUUUUAAAGGAACAAAGUCCUUUUGUCUUUGUAUUUUUGCAUCUACGAUAAUUGUAAAUUGUUAGAAUGAUGAUGGCAAUGGUGGUUUCACUGUUAAUUGAACGGCGAUAGAUAUUAUUAGGUCAUAUAGGUGGAUGUUGUGUAUGAUUUUAUUUUGGAAAUAUCAACGAGCAAAAAGUGGGUUUAGAUAUAAUAGAAAAACCUACCUGUCCAUUUUCGCAUAUUAUUAUCAAUGUCCUAAUUAUUAUGUGUGUGAAAAAGUACCCAAAAAAAGCUUUAACGUUUUUUAACAAAAAUACUUAGGUGUUAACUUGUACAUUGAAUGUAAUGUUUUUUUAAAAUUAAUACGUAAAUUGUAGUGGGGUCGGUGUUAUUUGAAGCUUUUUUAAUAAUAAUAAUAAUUGGGUUUUGGUGCCAAUUGUCAAUUUGUGCCAUAAUAUUUUUUGAAACAAAUACGCACCGAAAUUCAACAAAUUCAUUUUUUUGGUUUUUCGAAAACAAUAUGAGACAAUAAAUGUGAUAUAACCCCCGUUUUGUUUUCAUGGUAAUACUCUGUUGCUAAUUUGGAAUAUUUAUCGAGUAUUGCUUUUAGUGGAUAAUAAUUAUAGGUGCACUUCUUACUGGUUUUGUAUUGUAUUGUUGCUACAAUUUAGUUAGUGAUAUAUUCUUACCUCGAGCAGAUCACCUUUUCUGCCCCAAUGAGGGGGAUUUUGUCAUCACAACAAACAUCAGUUUAUAAAUGAGAUGCUGAGUCUCAAACCCCAAAUUUAAGUCAAUUAAAUUGACACUUUUUUAUGAAUCUCACCUAAAAUCUCGAAUAUAGUGAAAUUUGUAGCAACACUAUGAUGCAAAAUCUUAAAAAUAUAACUUGGGCGUGCCAAGUAGGUAAAUUAUUUCUAGUCUGCAAUCAACAAGAGAUCCAUAAUAUGCGUUUUGAUUUUUUAGGAAAUUAUUUCUCGAUAAAGUGAAAUUACAUUGGUUCAAAUGAACUGAAAACAUUGUAAUUUCAUUGAAUCUUUUUAAGUAAAUAAAAAAAAAAAAAUGAAAUAUAUUUUGUGAUAUUUUAGAAAUAUUAGGUUUAAGUUUUAGAUUUUUUUUACUAUAAAAUUGCCGUGAAUACUCACAGACAAGCAGUUAAAUAAAUACUCAAACAAUAUUGAAUAAAGUGUCUAUAGGGUUUUGACAUGUUUGCAUUUUGACUUAUCAAACCCCCAUACACAAAUGAUCAUCUAAAAUCCUAGGAAUUGAUCUGGAUUAAGAAAAAUUAAAAUUUUUAGCAAUUAAGAUUAUAAUUAUUAAGGCUAUAUUUGUAUUAAUUUUCCAUUAAUAGUAUUAUUUAUUGUCGCUUUGAAGCUUUUUGCUAACUCGGUGUAAUUUAACCUUUAAUUUUUUUCGAACAAAUUUUGUAAUUUAUGUGCAAUUCAAUUCUAUGUCAUAAUAAUUAAGAGUGAAAAACAAUAAAUAAGUAUUUUUUUUAAAUACACUACAGCUUUAGGAAUUAAUUAUAAUGUAUAAGGGCCUCAAAAUAAUGAAGGGUCUCUGUGUUUCUUUUUUAUAUAACAAUGGUGUACCAUAUUGUGGAUAAACUAAACCCUUAGAUCUCCAUUAAGUUAAGGGUUCGCGCGCAACGUCUUUUUAGUAGAUGGAUUUUUUUGUAUAUAUGUAUGUAAACAAAAUGUUUCGAAAUAAUUUAUAUAAUGAUGGCUUUGUAUUUAUUCAAGUACCCUUCCCUCAAGCUUAAAUGUAAUUUUCAAUGUUGUUGGAUUUAUUUUGUAAAAUUUUUUCAUUUAUAAAAUUUGUAUUUUUGUUUUAAUAAAUAAAUAUUUGAAAAAUGA